Messenger RNA from Anisakis simplex (herring worm), 342 nucleotides. NCBI's taxonomy places the organism in Eukaryota, Metazoa, Nematoda, Chromadorea, Rhabditida, Anisakidae. The record is from the annotation of a GenBank genome assembly.
AUGGCGUUGGAUCCCGGUGAAAACCCACCGGAAAUCACUCAAAAAUCUAUUUUGGAACACGGGCAAGCACAAAAUGAAGCUCAGGUCGUUGAACCUGAGGUUCAUACGAGACUAAAUACAGCUGGAGCUCGAGUUGGGGUCAAAAUCAAUCCAAUUGAGGUAGCAGCAGCACAGCGGACAAGCGCCGAGGGUCUAUUCGAUAAAUACGGUCGAAAACAUAGCUAUCUGCGGAUAUCGUUGACAGAGCGAUGUAAUCUGAGAUGUAAGUCGGCUGCUUUUUUGGAGGAAAGUAAAAAAAUUCCGUCCUUUGGAUCAGCAGUAUUUUAUUUCAUGUUUGAUUGA